GGAAGUCAUUGGAGUUCUCGUCACGAUGGGUUUUCCCUUGGGAAUUACAUCCAAAUCAAGACGCUUAUACAAAGAUAUUCCACUUGAUCUCUUCAUUCUUCUUCAGAUUUAGAUCGCAGAGAAACAGAAUCCAUUUUGACUCAACAAUUAAGACAAAGACUACAAAGAGAGCGAGAGAGAGAGAGAGAGUAUGGAAGACGAGUUUUGCGAAUGCAGGCCAUUGGGUUUCUUGGUUGGAUUACCCUUCGCUUUGGUGUCGUUGGUUUUAUCUCUUGUGGGUGCAAUUAUCUGGCUUCUUGGGUCAAUAUCGAGUUGCUUGUGUCCAUGCUGCAUAUGCUGUGCAGAAUUAUCCAAUGUGGGUAUGAGUCUUGUGAAGCUCCCAGGUCGUGUUCUUAGAUGGUUCAUUAGCAAGAUUCCUUGUUAGAGGAUACAUAUUUUGUAGCCCCCUCUCCUUUUCUUAGUAAUGAGUUUGACUCGUUUGUACUCCUUCUAUGCUUUUUUUGGGGA
Molecule: messenger RNA, 507 nt
Organism: Gastrolobium bilobum
Lineage: Eukaryota; Viridiplantae; Streptophyta; Magnoliopsida; Fabales; Fabaceae
Product: signaling peptide TAXIMIN 2-like
Exons: 2
Coding region: 191-424 (77 amino acids)
Source: RefSeq, a predicted model, not a curated record